AUGCGGUGUUUUUGGUAUACCAUCAAAGCGACGUGCCUACAACGACAACGACACAGUCGACACCACUACCAGGUCCCCCACCCACCCAAAAAAAGCGACUUGCCUGAAACACAACACAGUCGACUACCACACCAGGUCCUACCAACCAAAGGAUCCAUACGACUUGUAAAUGGUGGGACCAAGCAUGAAGGACGUAUAGAGAUCUAUCAUAAUAACCGUUGGGGAACGGUUUGUGACGACCUGUGGGACGAAACAGAUGCCAGGGUGGUUUGUAGACAGCUUGGAUAUCGUGGAGGCAGUUACACACGGGAAGCACAAUUCGGUGCUGGAUCCGAACCAACAUGGAUGGACGAUGUGGAAUGUUCUGGAGACGAAUAUAGACUGGAGGAUUGCACCUUUCCGGGAUGGGGAACAGAAAAUUGUGGUCAUGGUGAAGAUGCUGGUGUUGUUUGUCUUCCUCCAUCAGAUGGAUCUUUACGACUAGUAAAUGGUGCCACCCAGUAUGAGGGUCGUAUUGAAAUCUACCAUGACGACCGUUGGGGAACGGUAUGUGACGACAACUGGGGCGACUCAGAUGCCAGGGUUGUUUGCAGACAGCUUGGAUACAGUUGUUGUCUUUAA
Molecule: messenger RNA, 621 nt
Organism: Pecten maximus
Lineage: Eukaryota; Metazoa; Mollusca; Bivalvia; Pectinida; Pectinidae
Product: neurotrypsin-like
Cellular component (GO): membrane
Source: RefSeq, a predicted model, not a curated record